AUGCAGACCGGGCGGCUCAUCGUGCGCAGCUGUCGUCGGAAAGACACGUGUGUACGAAUGCCCCGGCGGCCACUUGGGCAGCGUGCAGAUUUGCACCACGCAGAACUGGUCCGCAGUGCGGUUCAGCGUGGCGUAGGAGCCCGAUGCUUUGGCGUACACAUCGUGCACUUCGGACAGAGUACGGCCACACCGCAUGCGCAGCGGCGUGUUGCGUCUGCGAAUGCAACGCUGGCGGCUGUUGUCGGUAAACUCGACGUCAAUGAGUGGACACAGGAGUUGAAAAAGACGCCCCGGCUCGUCACCUCCGUGGGCUUGACGUGCCACGACAUCUUGGCCGACGCGAAGCGGUACUCCGAACACGUGCGGGGACGGUGCCAGCACGCCGUCCCAUUCCAGUUUGUUGUCCGGUGGGAACUCCCAGGCAAACACCGUCUGGUCGUUGUAUGUCUCGAUCAGCAGCUUCUGCAGCCGGAGGAACGCUUCGCUGCCCUCUCCGUACAGCAUCGGCAUGGAGAUGCCGAAGAGACCCAACAGCGAGUAAGCCAUGUCUUCUUGUCGGGUGGUUGUGCGCCGUGCGGCCCACGACAUGAUGCGGGCAAUGCUGACGAGUCGCAGGUUGCCGCCGCCGAGCACAAACUCGUCGAUGCCCGUGACGUGGGCGAGCAAGGCGAGCGCGUUCGUCUUGGUGGUGAUCUCGUUCCAAUGGUGAUCGAAAAAGACCAUGUUUUGUGGAGCAAUCAGCUCUUGCAGCGUCCAGCCGCGCAAAAACCAGCGGCUCUUGUCGAACGGCACGACGCGGUCCGAGCUGCAGGCGCCGUGCCCCGGCGUCGACAAGAGGCUGACGCCUCUGCAGACGUCGUAGAGGUACACAUAGCAAACGGCGGCCUUGCGAUAGUAGGCAUACAUGGAAUUGAUGGCCUCAGACAGCUCUGCGGACGAGGUUUUGUCGAUGCAGACCGUGUCGACCCAGAGAUAGUAGAUGUUGUCCUUCAAGGCCUGCUCGCAUGCCCAAUUGACCUUGAGCCAGCCCUGGCGCCUGGUUACGGCACAGGACUUGCCCUUGCGCAGCGUUUCUUUGGCAUGGCUGACGACCGCAAAGGUCAGUUCUCCGGCCUCCCACGUAUGGGAGAGGAUUGCAUAGCGCGGUACAUUCUGCACAAAGUCAACGACCUGCUUCGUGAGGCAAUCGAGAAGCUUCAUCGCUGGAAAGGGUUGGUCGUUCUUCGUUAG
Sporothrix schenckii 1099-18 is the source of this 1230-nucleotide messenger RNA. RefSeq lists its product as uncharacterized. NCBI's taxonomy places the organism in Eukaryota, Fungi, Ascomycota, Sordariomycetes, Ophiostomatales, Ophiostomataceae. The record is from RefSeq and is a predicted model, not a curated record. The transcript has 4 exons. The coding region runs from base 1 to 1230 and encodes 409 amino acids.